Molecule: messenger RNA, 3086 nt
Organism: Micropterus salmoides (largemouth bass)
Lineage: Eukaryota; Metazoa; Chordata; Actinopteri; Centrarchiformes; Centrarchidae
Gene: grb7
Product: growth factor receptor bound protein 7
Exons: 15
Coding region: 160-1746 (528 amino acids)
Biological process (GO): signal transduction
Source: RefSeq, a predicted model, not a curated record
UCUGCUCAGAUAAUGUCCCUGGCACUGUGCGGUGGCACGGCAUCCUGUUUUGUUUGCCACACAUACGAACAAAACACAAAGUUUAGCAUCUCACUUGGGAUUAACGCGAUGGCCGAGUGCUGAAACCUGCCGACUCACAAGACAAAGUUUACAGGUACCAUGAUGGAGGUGGCGGGUCCCUGGACAGAGGUAUUCGAGGGCUCGGAGAGGAAGGAGAUGUCUGAAGGCGCAGAGACGUUGUUGGGGAGCUCCACUCUGACUCUGGCUCCUCUGGUAGCCGAUUCUCCGCCCCUGCACCGCUCCCAGCCCAUCCUCAUCACCUCAAACAGGGUGAAAGACGUAGAGUCGUUCUCCUCCUCUGUCCCAUCCAUACCCAACCCCUUUCCAGAGCUGUGCAGCCCCCCGAAGUCUCCAGUGCUCGUUAGUUCACUUCCACCGCGGUCAAGGGACAAACAUAUGUUAAAGGUGUACGGAGGGGACAGCCACAGCAGGUCGGUGUGGGUCUCACCUGGAGCUACAGCCAGAGAGGUGUGUCACAUGUUGGUCCAGACGGCUCACUGCAGCGAUCAGGAAAACUGGGCUCUCCUUGAGUUUCAUCCCACCCUGGGUCUGGAGAGAUGUCUGGAGGACCACGAGGUUGUGCGGGAGGUUCAGGCGACCUGGUCUCUUAAAGGUGACACGAGGCUCGUUUUCUGCAAAAACUACGCCAAGUACGAGUUCUUCCGGAAACCAGUGCUCUUCUUCCCAGAGAGCAUGAUCUCCGACAGCGCCGAUGUCGGCAAGGGGAUGACAUCAUCAGAGCUCAUUCAGAACCUGCUGAAGUCCGGGACGUGUCCGGAGAUCCAGGGUUUCCUGCAGGUAAAAGAACCCAGUCGUAAAGCCUGGAAGAAGGUCUACUUUUUCCUGCGGCGCUCUGGACUCUACUGCUCCACCAAAGGCUUCUCCAAGGAGCCUCGGCACCUGCAGUAUGUGGCUGAUCUGGAAGAUCUGAACGUGUACACCGUGGUGAACAGCCGGAAACUGUACGGAGCACCUGCAGACUUCACCUUCUGUAUCAAGCCUUCCAGAAAUCCCGUCCGCGCUCAGGACCUGAAGAUCCUGUGUGCUGAGAACGAACAGACACGAACGUGUUGGACGUCCGCUUUCAGACUGUUCAAGUAUGGGAAGCAGCUUCAGUUUAACUACCAGUUAUCCAAGUCGGCCCCACGAAGUCUGGAAGGAACCAAACUCACAGAUGGCAAAUCGGAGUCGGAGGCCAGCCUGGUGGCCAUGGACUUCUCCGGGAAGGCCGGGGGACGGGUCAUCCAGAACCCAACAGAGGCCCAGAGCGCCGAGAGGGAGGAGGGACAAGCCUGGAGGAGGAGAGAAGCCCUGAGGUGCAGUCUGCCCAACUUGAACUCUGGCGCGAGACCUUCCUCCAUCCACAAGUCUCAGCCGUGGUUUCAUGGUGGCGUGUCCAGAAAGGAAGCACAGAGGCUGAUAGAAAAGCAGGGCCUGGUAGACGGGAUGUUUCUCAUCCGUGAGAGCCAGCAGCAUGCCCAGUGCUUUGUCCUCUCGUUGUGUUACCAGCUGAAGACCAAACACUACCUGGUAAUCCCUUGCGAAGAAGGAGGCAGGAAGUACUUCACCAUGGACGACGGCCUGACUCUCUUCAUCGACCUCCUGCAGCUGGUGGACUUCCACCAAAUCAACAAGGGCAUCCUUCCUGUCUGCCUCAAGCACCCCUGCGUCUGUAUAGCGCUAUAAACCUUUUAUUAAUGCAGCCCCUCCUCUUGGUUCAGGAUCAUCCAGACCUUUAAUUCAAGCCUAAAGUGUGGAGCCCUUAGUGUUAGUCAUCAGAUUGUAUUGAUAUCUAUUAAUAACACGACUGGAUUCUGUGCAAAGGUCUGUGUGAUAAUGUUAUCAGGGUUGUGGUGGACUCGUGGGAAGUAUGAGCCAGACUUGAAGCAUAUUGUCCGCCCCUCCUCCCUUUAGUAUUUUUAAUUAUCAGGCUACACGUGCAGCCCCAGACAGUGGUUGUUUGUUUUUUUUAUAAUUAAUGAGCUGCCGUCCCCGUGGAGCUGGCUUAAUUAGCUGUGUUGGACAGACUUUUAACGCUUUUGAGAGCAGAGCAUUUGUUACUGUGCACUUUGAUUCGGAUCCAUGAUCAGAGGUGGAGGGGCUGCAGGAGGGACGUUUGAUUGUGGCUUCAGCAGAGUUCAGUGAAGAACUGAUCAUUUGUGGCCACCGGAGGGCGCUCUGAGUCAAAGCUCAAAAGAGGAAUUCACAGCUGUGUAACAUAAGAAAUGAACACAUGUAUUUUGAUAUUAACAUUGAAAACAAUUGUGACACAUAUCAUGACAGUAUCCCAGUUUGCGAUCAUGUAGCAUGUAAAUUCUAACUCUUCUGACAGUUUGAUGUUUUAUUUGUGCCUAAAAACAAACUCUUAUGUUAAUUAGAACAAACUUUAAGUGCUCAAAGUGUAAAUAAUCUGCUAUAUUUGCACAAUGAUUGUGAAGGGGAGCUGCGUUGUCUUGUGAUGUUUAAACAACCAAAUAUUUACCAUAGACAUACAUUUUUUGAGGGUACGUGAAGUAGUAGUGUAAAGAAUUUGUUAUUAAUCAAGACACUCUGGACGAAGACUGUACGAUGUGGUUAAAGCUCUGGAAAAGCUAGUAAGUGGACUUAAAGUUAAGACUUUAUGCUAACACUUUAUUUUAAAGGUGAUUUCAAACAAAUUAAAGGCUAAAUAGAGACUUUGCUAGUGUAACUUUGCAAUUCAGCAGAACAUAUGUAAUGAAGUCCAACCAUAAAUUAAGAAUAAAUCAACAGUUACUUGGGUUUUUUUAAGAAUAUUUUUAGUUAUAGUUUUCAAUAAUUCAUGUUUUUUUGUUGGUGGUUUUGUAAACACGUUUUCUGUUACUUUGAACAUUUGCACUUAUAGGAUAUAAAUAUAUAUCAAAAUAUUGCCAUUAUUCAUUAACUCCAAGGUUUACCCACGUUUUAAAAUCAAGUAGUGUUUGUUAGUUUUAUAUACUUUGAAUGUUUUGUGCCCUUUUUCAGACCUGUUUUAUAUAUGUUGAAUAAAUAAUUUCAUAUUAAACGUA